UUGAACAUGGAAGGCAUCACAGGCGCAGAACUCUAGCAAAGAAGCGUUACGCAGUUUCUUAAUUUUUGCGAGCGGAUUUAUGUUGCAAAUUCCGUGAGCCAUCGCUUAGAAUCUCAGUUGAUGAACGCUUGUUACCAUGAAGUACGGAAUCAGCACCACUUCAGAGGACGCUGUCAUCGACAGCAUCGUAAAAGACGAGUUGACAGGAGGAGGAGGAGGUAGAGGUAACUCAGGCAGUAAUGGCAGCCCUCGGGUAGCAACCAAGGUAGUUCCUGACUCAGCAGCUGAAGCUGCUACAUCUACCACUGUGGAAGCUCCUACCGCUGCCACUACCAUGAUGGAGGGUCCCGCAAGACCCGGUGUCAAGCAUGAUGUGGAGGCAGUGGUCUUUUCUAUCCAGUUCUAUGGCAAGACCGUGGGCGAGGUGGGUUUAAUGAACCAGGACUUGGCUCAGCUCGACUGGAAGAAAUUUAAGUCUUACUUAUUUCAGAACUUGUUGAGUAUGAAUCACCAAGAAAAUAUUUGUGUUAGUUACAAUGAUGAUGAAGGUGACAAGCUACCUAUUGAAUCAGACGAGGAGUACCAGGAAGCACUAAAGAUUGCAAAGAAAAAAGCAGAAGCACAUGAUAAAAUGGUAUUAGACAUUACACGACAGGGUGGCCUUCCCACUGUGUUGUCUUUUGUCUCCUCAGGAAUAAAGAGAGUUAGCUCAUCCCCACCAAAAGAAGGAGGGAUUUCAUUUUUCAAAGCUUCCUCACCACCAAAGGAAUCAUCAGGAUUUAUGGCCAAGGCUGUUGGGACUGAGAGAAAGCUGUUUACAGGAAUUUUCUCACCAGACAGAGGUCCAAUACCAGGUCAUGUGAAGGGGGUGUGGGGUUAUAACUGUGAUGAGGCACUAGAUAAUGACAAGCCCUUCACCACUGCAACCGAACCCACCGCCAUACCCACAGCUUGUGCUCACUUCGAAAGUGGGCCACCCCUUCAGGACUUGCAAAACUCUUCUCCUAAGUUACUUUACAAGUACAAGUCUGAUGCAUCCAGCCAUUCAGUUAAGACUAAGCCCUUAAACAUUCCCACCAGUCAAGAUGUUUUUGGUGCAGGUAGUGGACAGUUACCUGAUGGAGGGGCUCGGCCACGAGUGACACAGAAGCAGAGGCAUGACACAGAACAUCCGCCACAGUGGUUUACUUCAUACAUGUCCAAGUUUCGUACAGAGUUCUCUGAGGAGGUGAGCCAGCAGGUUGUUGCGAAGGUCACUGAGGCAUUGCUUGAUGUGAGAAGCACAUCUCCUACUGUUGCUCAAGGAAACAGCAUGGAUUUACUAACUAAUAAGAUGAGCUUCUGUCAUUUAGAUAUUACAGGAAAACAGAUGACCCCUCAUCCAGGAUGCUUUCCUAAAGAUUCAUUGGAGAAUCAAGGACCCAGAGUGGUAGAUACGGUAAAGACAAAUCUGGACUCGUCAUGCUGUGACCAUAAAUCAAAAGUAAAGGAUAAAAUGGAGGAUCUUCAUAGUAUUUUACAAGACUCAAAUUCUGAGGCACGAGUGAAGAAAAGUAAGGAAAAGGUUGAGGGGGCUGAUACUGGAGCAAAACGUAAGAAGUUUGCCAGAGAGGAAGAGAAACUCUUCAGAAAACAAGAGAAGGUUGAUGAACGACUCACCAAGUUGCAAGAGAAGCUGGUAGAACGACUUCACAAGAAGCAAGAAAAAGUUGAAGAGAAAAUACUUAAAAAACAAGAAAAAUUAACAGAAAAGAUUUUAAAACAGCAAGAGAAAGUGGAGAAAAAGAAGUUGGUAUCAAAGUAUGCUGAUGAGAUGGAUAAGGCCAGCCGGACCCAAGAGAAGGUUUUGGCUAAGAUGGAAGGGCUCAGGAAGAAACAGGCAUGUUCUCCAGAGGAAUUCAACAAAUUGCGUAAAAUGGUGAACAAGCAUCACAGAGUUAUCGCAGCAGAACAUCGACAGCAGAGACGCAACGAUCGUAAAACUGGCAACUGGAAAGCUGGGAAGUCAAAAAAACUCAGCAUUGAUAACAUGGGGUUCCCUGUGGAUGCAUCUCUCUUACAUGCAGCACUACAGGAGUUGGAAGCCUUGGCUGAGGACUCUCCUACUGAGGGUAGUGGAGGUGGUACCACUCGUGGUUAUGAUGCUCUCUAUCUUAAAGACAUUACCUAUCCUGAUGGCUCUGAAGUGCUACCUGGAAAAGAGUUUGUUAAGACGUGGCGGGUUGUUAACUCAGGAGUGAUGCCCUGGAAUGAUAAAACAAUAUUAUGUAAGUGGACUCAAGUGCGAUUCCGUGGCUCGCCUGCAGGCUGGAAAUUAAAGCCGUCCCUCAAGAAAGUGGUAUGCCCCCCACUGCAACCUGGGCAAGAAGGCGACAUUUCGAUAACUUUUACAGCACCAAGUGAACCUGGUUGGUAUGCAACGCAUUGGAGAUUUUGUCAGCGAGGACGAGUGUUUGGGAACCAGAUGUGGUGUGCAGUACAUGUUACAGAAGAUCCAAACUUUAGACUAAAUCCACAUUGGUGUAAAUCGUUAGAAAAUUCUGAUGAUGAACAAAGACCUGAGCAAAUGCCAGAUUUAUCAGACACUUUGAAAGAUGACAGCGUAUUACGAGGGGCUCCAACACAAAGGAGUUAUACACAGAUUUCCAGUGGUUUAACAUGUGAACCCCGAGGCCAUCCAAGAGAGGACCUUUGUGUUCAUCCAGAUUUUUCAUCUCAAGUAGACCUAGAGGUUGGCAUUGUUGAAAAUUAUUAUGAUGCUGAAGAUCCAGCCCAAAAGGAACUGUCAACAAGCCUACAGUGUAUGACUCUUUCGUGUCCUGAUGUAGUAUCGGAUGCUGUGGAUACAAAGAGAAUUGAGCAAGACCUGAUAUCAUUUGAAGAAGAUGCUGAAGUUGUUUCUUCUGGGGCUUCAACUCCCGAAAUUAUUCACUCUAUACCUCAGCCACAUGCAGUGGUACCACUAAAAGAAAUGGCUAAGGAGUCUGUUGAGUCCUUAAGAGAAUCCUCAGUUGGGAAGGAUCAGCAGGCAGGAAAGAAGCUCCAAAAUGGACAUAAUGCAAUUCUAAGUACUCUACAAGCUGAUGCACUCAGCAUUUCUAGUGGUUCAUUCUCUGAGUUAGACUCUGAGGACCAGGCUAUAUUAAAUGAAUCUGAUACUGAACUCUCAGAUCAUGAAUAUUAUGUAGUCAACUUGCCUGAGUGCUUCAACAUGAAUUCUUCACACAUGGAUCUUGUGGGAGCUGAACUGCUUGAAUCAUCUGAAACUGCACCUGACAUUUAUAAUGAAGCUGAGCUACCAAAUUCUGCUUAUCACGAAGCUGAUCGCCCUGAAUCUCCUGGCUUCCUUACAGCAGAUGAAGAUGAUCGCACUACUACAGCAGUUUCUGAAUUACCAGAUGAUCAGACUGAGCGCAUACCUGUGACUUUAUCUUCAUCAAAUGCUAGUAGAGAGGACAGCGAUGCAAGAACAGUUGAGGUAUUCCCAGCUGAAAAAUCUACAACACAGGAUUGUAUUAGAUCUCAGAAUGAUGAUUCUCACAAAACUGAAAUUAAUAAAACCUCAAAUCCUCAUCCUCCUCCUGAAACAAAGCCAUUUAUGGAAAUACCAGCUGAAGCUCUGAGAACGAACUUAGCAUACACUGUUCAUAAACAAAUUCGGACCAGUGUUGGUGGUUCUGAUCCUGAUGCUCACUCGCAAGAGCAGAAUCAAGCAACAUGGGUAACUGGAUCAGAUGAUGUUCAGGGUGUUGUUUGUGAACAGCCAAGCUCAGCUCAACAUAAAGAACCUGGACGCACCUCCAGGAUAAGAAGUGGUGCGGCACUGAGUGAUGAUAAAGAGGCAGCGACAAAGCAAAUCCCUGAGUUGCGGGAGCUUCCUGUUGACCUUGUAGGUGCAUUGCCAGAUGAACUGGUAAGCAUCAUCCCUGAAGACCUGGUGCGUGGAGUGUGGAACACAGCUCGCACCUUAAUAACUCGCAUAAACCAGGAAAUGCUGUCACCAUCUGCUGACUCUCCAGGGCGCGUAUAUCGUACUGAUGACAAUCCAGCAAAUGAAUCUCAGUGCCCCCAACCAGAAGUCACUCCAGAGCCUGUAGCAACAGUGCAAGAGAGCACUCCCUCACAACCUGAGCAAGAAAGAACUCCACUGCCACCUCCAAUGCAACAGCUAGAAGAUAUGGGUUUCAGCAACCGUGAAGUUAACCAGCGUCUUCUUACCAAGUACGACAAUGAUGUUUCCUGUGCUGUUGCAGAGCUUAUUGUUCUCAAUUGUCAAUGAACCAUAUGCUAUUUUGUCCAUUUAUUGCCAGUCAUUGGAAAUAUUAAACAGUGAUUAGUAGCAAAAGCCUGUUAGUACUGUAUACAACACUUUAUUAGAAUUAUAUAAAUGGUAUAUAAUACUAACAAGUAGAUGAGUAAGAUGCAUGUGCUACAGUUGGGUAUCUUUAGUGUUGAAACGUUUCACCUACACAGUAGGCGUCUUCAAUCUCCUCUGUAUUUCACUGAAGCUCACUGUGUGGAUGAAAUGUUUUGAUAAUAAAGAUACCCGACUGUUGCACACGUCUUGCUCAUUUACAGCACUUCAAGUUUGUUGUACUCACAGAAAUUACUGUGUUUUUUAGGGUUUCAUAUCUACAGUAGCUAGUGUUUAGUGUGGUCAGUUGGGAAGCCUAUUUUUCUGUUCUCAAUAAAUUGCUUAUAAUGUAACACUACUUUUUUUAAUAAAGCAAAACAAACAUCCCAUAGUGGGACCAUAUUUAUGCAUAGCUUUUAUAUAGUUAUGAUGAUUUAGAAAAUAUUUUUCCAUAGUAUUGAUUAAGGAUAUGAUUGAAUUGCAGCAUGGCUCUGCUCACCAUGAUCUUUAUGUUGUGCUAAUAAUGGCACUUUGUUGUUAGUCAAAAUGUCAGAUAUAAAAAUGAUGCAGUACCCCAACAAUUUGCUAUUCAUGCAGCAUGCCAGUCUGUCAGAUGCUGAUAUUACAGUAUUUGGCAGUAUUGUUCAUUGGUGUUGAAUAUGUGUUGUGUUGCUCUCAUGUCUUAUAGAAGCUGGAGGAGCUAAUAAGUGUGUUUGUUCAGGCUUUAAAUUUAUAGAAUGAUUAAAGAAACAAGAACGUUUAAGACUUCUGUAUGGUACCUAUUGUACUAGCAACAUUUUUUAGUGUAAUUGAGGGCAUUAAGGUGCUCGAGCAUCUGGACAGAAUGGAUGCUGAAAAAUGAAUACUCUAAAGAAAUAAGUGGAAGAGAGAAUGCAUAAAUCUAUGUUAGGCCACCAAAUUUCAGAAUAGCCUUCACGAACCUCAAAGAAUCCUUUAGGAUUUUGUACAUAACAUAAUGUUAAAUUCUUUUUAGGACAUGUAGCACCAUCAUGGAACCCCCAUUUGUUCAAGCUCAUUCAGAAUCUUGAAAAGUUCCAAAGGUAUGAAACUAGACUUAAUUGCAAAGCUGAGGGAUAUAUUCACUAUGAUGAUUGACUAAUGGGAUUGAAUAUAAAAAUUCAAAGAGAAAAAGACUUUGGAGAAUUGUUUUUAUAUACUAGAUACUAGGGGAAAUUGAUGCAGCAGAUAGUAACACUUUAAAGGAACUUAAUUGAAAGCUUAAAACAGAUUUUUUUUUAAAAAGGAAUUAGCAAGUACUUUUUCUAUCUUGAUGUGGUAGAUACCACUAAGUGGAAUGAACUGGCUGUAGAAGUGGUGGAGGCAGAUUCUAUGUACAGUCUUAUGAUAGGGCUCAAGUAGCUAGAAACCAGUAAUGGCUGCUAAUAAAUCUUAAAAAAUUGAUCCCUUGCAAAGAUAAAUCUCUGAUUACAUACAUUCAAAAAGAUCCAAGUGUUCACAAGAAGACUGGUUCCAGAAUCAUUGGAGAGAAGAAAGGUUAGGAGCUCCACUCGAUGUAACUAACAAAAGAGGAGGACCAGGGGGGUCAUGAUUAUGAUAAACAAUAGAGACCUCACUUUACAUCCAUUAAAGCAACUUGCCUUCAGCAGAUUUAUUAAAUCAACUUUAAUUAUACUUCCUUUAGCACUCUCACCGUCCUUACUAACUCUACUUCUGUUAUACUCUUCACCCUCGCUGGUCUCUGAUAAGGCAUAUUACACUUUUAGGACACCCUACCCUGUUAGUGCUGUAUGACCCUCGUGAGUUUAGCUUCGACGAUUCAUGUCUGUUUUUCCCCUCUGCCAAGCACAAAAGCUCAAGAUACCUACAGUAUCUUCUCAUGCUUCUCAUGUUCUGAUAGUUCUAAAUCCUAUGACGAUGUCAGGUUUGCUGCUGUGUUUCCGGACAGUGUUGUGCAAGGGCAUUUGUUGGAAUCAGCUAGCAUUUUCACUGUUGAACUGUCAGCAGUUCUCAUUGUUGUCAUACAUAUUGCAUACCUGUCUACCUUGAUGUUUGUAGUAGUUUCAGACUCCUUUAUUGCAAUUCAAACAAUCGGAAUAUUUGAUUCUCCUCUUCCUCAAGUUUGUCGUAUUCAAUUGUGGUUGCGCUGCAUUUCUAGUAAAAACAGACAUCGUUUUUUUUUUUUGCCGAGUCUCAGGACGUGUUGAUGUUUGGGGCAACAAGCAGGCUAAUUCUGGUGCAAGGUUAGCUGUUCAGGACCUCCGCAUUUCACAUAGGGAUAUUCCAUUCUCAGACUAUUUUACAGUAAUCUCUUAGACACCUUUUCAACUGUUGGCAACAAUGAUGGUCCGAGUUGAUUCAUAACAGAUUAUAUUACAUCAAGCCUUGUUUAAAUUUCUGAUCAUUUUAUUAUCGCUGUUGUGUUUGGGAGACUACCCUCUCCCAUCUUUGUAUCGGACACACACACACACACCUCACCCAUGGGUUUAUCAUGGAGAAGUGCCCAGUGCCACUUCGUGAGAAUUGUCAAAUUCCAUUUUCUGUUUACUAUAUAGUACUACUAUUAGAUUUCCUUGUCUACCAGCGAGCACACAGGAUUUAACUCCGGUAUCAUCACCACUUUAACACCCUUACUUUAGCUGCCCUCAUUGCUGACAGCCCUACCUUUGAUGAAGACUUCCUCUUUUUGUCAGUGAUAGCACUACACUGACUUUGAUUUUACUUUCCUUUAGCACUCACCACCACCUUUACUGAUUCUACCUCUAGCAUACUCUUCAUCUUUGCUAGUCUCUGUCCUAGUAUAGUAUGUCUUUAGCACAUCCCACCCUGCAGCGCUGUAUGACCCUGGUGGGUUUAGUGCUUAAUUCUGAUUAUAAUAAUAAUAUGACAAAAUUCUCAGAGCGUUAAAGUGGAUAGAGGUGGCUGUUUGAAAUGAGAGAGGGCAUCAGGGGACAUAGAUGACAGUUUAAGAUGCAAAGAUAUUAGAAAAAAGUUUUUCUGUGUCAGGGUAGUAAGUGGCAGAAACUAGAUAUAGAAGCAGUGGAGGUAAAUUCCAUUCAUAGUUUCAAGAGUAGGCAUGAUUGGGUCCUCAAGAAAUCAGUAAAACCAAUCACUUGUAGUUAAGAGCUGGUAUCAAAAGCUAUGCCUAACUGCAAACAAUCAGUUAAGUAGAGUAUGUAAAAAUGUAUACUACUGUAUUUAGUUUGUCCUCUACCAGAGAUGAAAUAACAAAAAGUCAUGAAUGGAGACUAUGGCCCAAAUGAUCCUUGAGGAUAUCAGGAAACCUUUCUUUAACAUAAGAAUUGUUAAGAAGUAAAUUAGCUGAACAAUGAUACUGGAAGCAGACCCUUUCUCUCUAGUCAUUGACCAUCCAGCACAAGACCCCACACUUAUAAAUGUGCAUACACUAUACUACUACAAAACAUUCAAACAUUGUCAUGUAAUUUCUUUUCAGUUGGUUCUGUCAUAUGACUUCUAUACUUUUAAUAAAUAUACCUGUGUUUAAAGAAUUUGCUAGAUAUUAUCGUGUUUAAAGAACUCUACAUAUUAUCUUGUUUAAAAAAUUUGCUACAUAUUAUCUCACCAUGUUAACAUCACUGUUUUCAAAUAUUUAUUGUUUCUUGCAAGCUUUUGCUUGGUCUUAUCAAAUUUUUAGACCCUCCCUCCCUUUUUUUUUUUAAUAUAUCAGCCAUUUUCUGCCAAAGUAGGGUGACACCAAAAAAAAAAAGAAAAAAGAUGGUGAAUGUGUUUUCUCUUUUUUGAUCACCCUACUUCAGUGGGAGAGGCCAGUGUGCUGAAGAAAAAGUUUGAAGCUCAAAAGACAUUUUGUUUAAUUGAAUCACUGUCACAAGCAAUAGAAACAAAAUUGUGUACAAUUCCACAUUUAUUCUCAAUGUAUCAAUGUUCAAGCUUCUACUCCAGAUUCUCUUAGUAUGUUUAAGCUGAAGAUCGGUGAAUCAUUGCCCACAGAUUCUUGCUUUGCCAGUGCCUGUUGACUUUGAAUAUCACUAGCAUCUCUCUUGUUUGAAUACCACUAGCAGUUUUCUUGAUUUGAAUAUCACUGGCCAUUUUCUUGGUUGCCAUGAUUAACAUGCAGUGAUGAGGGAGGGAUGGUUGUAGGAAAAUUUUGGUUGCAGUCAAAAUUUUUAUUUGUCAAAUAUAUCUAGUACUUACAGCUAGUGCUCCUGGACAUCAGGGGCAUAAUAAAAUGUUUAAAACAUGUUUUUCAUAAGCAAAUUGUUUUCCACAGCUUGUGUGUAGUUUUGUAAGAUGUAUUUGUCUAGCAAUUUGUAAGAAUUAUUUUGCAGAAAGGAAUGUAUUCUUGUAUUUUACAGUUAAUUUCACAAAUAAUUAUAAAUGAUUGUGUUGAAUUACUUAAGGUUACUAAUAUUAUGUAAAGAGAGUUGAGCUUUGGCUUCAUUUUAUCAGUUUCAUAUGAACAUUUAUUUUUGGUAUCGCAUAUACAUAUUUAUUUGCAGUAUUUAUUACAUAAGACAUAUGAUUAUAACAGGUAGUCACUUAUGGUUGAGAGUUCAAGGCUGUGUUCCUUUACAUGGAAAGGUCUUAAUGGAAUCCAGAGUUAAUGUUCAAAGUCUUUGUGAUUGUAUUCUGCUGUAAUUUUAAUCAGAUAAAUUGGCUAAAUAGAGCGUGAAUUUGGAUUUUGUAAAUUACAAAUGAAAAUGGCAGCACUAGGAUAUAACUAACUGCCAAAUUUUAUUGUGAAGUAUGUCAAAUAAUUUGUUUAGCAUUUACUGAUGUUAAGAUUAAGUCAAGAGUGGGAUGAUGAAUGGGCAGGCUUUUGUUUUGACAAAAACUUUAAAUACAAUUUACAUAUACGUAAAGAAUAGUGUCAGGUAAUCUGUAUUUUUUUAUCAUACGAAUUGGCUGGAUAACAAUGCUGUUAUUUAUUAUUGCCACUUCGUAAGUUUUACGAGGCUCUUGUAAUGUUUGCACUUAUACCAAAAGCAAGAGUUUUGCAAGUAAUUUCAAUAUUUUAUAUAAAUGAUACUUUUAAUGAAAGAACCUCUGCCAAAUGAUCCUGCUGUGUGUGUAGUGUGUGUAGUGUGUGUGUGUGUGUGUGUGUGUGUGUGUGUGUGUGUGUGUGUGUGUGUGUGUGUGUGUGUGUUUGUUAUAUUAAUGUAAUAAUGAUUGUUUCUCUAGUAACUGCAUUUUUCAUUUAAACUGUUCCCUAGUACUGAGUAAAAUUGUUAGUAUUUUCAUUAUUUUAUUUUUUGUGCAUUGGGUGCUAACUCAGUACAAACAUUUUUACAAUACCAACUAGUUUUAUUGUUUAAAUAAAGAAGCCUCUAACAGUAAUAGUUUUUCAUAGUGAAUGCAAGUAAUUGUCCCAUUUCUAUAAAUUUAUCUGUGUCACUUUUUUUUUGCAUUAAAAUAUACUUGUUUUGUGUGUGUGUGUUUGACUGCAUUUAGAACUUUGUCUAGCUUGCUGGUAAACUGAUUUUAACUACAGUACUACCUACAUGUCAUAAAUAUUCUGAAGUAAUGGUGUAAUAGCAGUUAGCAUUCCUAUACCUGUGACCAGUUCUGCUUUCAAAGUCUGGCCUGAAGCUAGGUUUCCUUGAGUUUAUCAGUCAGACUUCUGCCGUCAGUGAUUUGCGUGGCAGUUGCAGCCUGACUAGUCUGUCACUUGUUACAGGCACAUGUCUGGUGUCCUCUUGAAAACUUUUACCUCUGUUCCUUCAUUAGCCCUUGUGGCUUAGCGCUUCUUUUUGAUUAUAAUAAUAAUAAUAAUGUUCCUUCAUUAUUUCUUAUAUCUGCUUGUAGAAGGUUGAAGUCUUGGACCAUGGAUGUUAACACUCUUCUCUAAUUGUGCCUAUAUGUAUAGUAUGACUUCCAGGAUUAUUAUAGUACUCUCCUAGUAUUAUGGAAACUGUUCUCGGCUUUAUAUCAUAAACAUUGUCGUAUAAUGUGUAAAUGAUAUGUACCCUUGACUACAUUCUUGUCUGUGUACUGAACUUUGUAACUCAUGAGUUAUUGUGUAGAUACAGUAAUGGUAAUGUAGAUAGUGAGUGUGAAAAAAUUGUUCAGUACAUAUUUCAUCUUUUUCAAUUAUUGUAGCAUGUAUUUACCCUUGAUUGUCCCUGGAGAAGAUAGAUCAUUUGAUUUUUAUGAGACAUAUUCAAUGGUUUAUGUACCAGAAUAACUUGGAAAAUGCCUUGAGAUCUUCAGUCCAUGAUGCACCUUUUUGUCAUGCCUUUUUUUCCUUAUUUAGCUGUGUCUUAAGUCUUAAUAAAUCACUGCUUGCAGCACUCUUGCAUUUUCUUUCAGGAUGUUUAACUUGCCAGGUAUUAAGUAAUUUUUAUCCAUGGGGUAAUGUUAAUAUCUUUAAAAAGGAUGGGAAGACAUCAGAUCAGUAUAUAGUAGAUUAUCAGUUAUCCUGAGCUAUUAGGGAGGAGGGUGUGUCAGAUUUUCAAAGUACUGGAUAAUCACAUUUCUUAGGGUCCUUUUGUGCAUUAUCUUUUAGCAUGAUCUAUUGAGGUGCCAGAUUUAACAAGACUACUGGAUAAUAUUGGAUGUUGAAUAAUUGAUUGCCAGAUAAUCAGAGAUACAAUGUGCUGUGUGUAGUUUGUUCUUAAUGCAGAGAUCUUCAGUAGUUGUUUGGAAGUUUUCUGGAGAAAUGUAUCUUUAUUUUUAUUGUAGAAGAAAAUACAGAUAUUGAAGCUUCUCUCAUUGCUUGAUUACUAUAUGGACAUUUUUUAGAUUUAUUCUGUUUUAAUUAAGAGAAGCAUGUACCAAAUCACAUGUCAAGGAUUCAGCAUAGGACUUCUGUAACCAUGGCUUGUUGUCUAAACUUUACUUGUGGGGCUGUGUACUUUGAAAUAUAUCCUUCCUUAGUGGUACACUGAAAUAUAUUCUUAGUAGUGUAUUAUAUUUUAAGUAUAUUCUUCUUUAGUGAUGUACUUUGAGCUACUGUAUAUUCUCCCUUAGUGAUCAUUUGGUGAUGUAAGUAUAUAGCAAGCACAAAGAUUUACAUAUGUACAUAAAUUAUUAUGGCUGGAAUUUAGAGUUUUACUUUAUUGCUAUUGAUAAUAUUUUUUUCAUUUUAUUGAAAUUGGGAUUAAUUGUAAAUGAGACGAAAGGCUGUAGGGAUGUCGAUUAUAAUAAAAGCUAUGGAUAA
Messenger RNA from Cherax quadricarinatus, 11471 nucleotides. RefSeq names its product next to BRCA1 gene 1 protein. NCBI's taxonomy places the organism in Eukaryota, Metazoa, Arthropoda, Malacostraca, Decapoda, Parastacidae. Gene Ontology annotation, molecular function: ubiquitin binding. Gene Ontology annotation, biological process: macroautophagy. Gene Ontology annotation, cellular component: phagophore assembly site. The record is from RefSeq and is a predicted model, not a curated record.